Molecule: messenger RNA, 2212 nt
Organism: Branchiostoma belcheri (Belcher's lancelet)
Lineage: Eukaryota; Metazoa; Chordata; Leptocardii; Amphioxiformes; Branchiostomatidae
Product: pectin acetylesterase 11-like
Exons: 8
Coding region: 25-1554 (509 amino acids)
Molecular function (GO): hydrolase activity
Source: RefSeq, a predicted model, not a curated record
CACGUGACCUCAGCACUCGUGACGAUGGGGUCAUCCAAGAUGGCGGACGGUUGUGAUGUGGCCCCGCUGAUACACCACACAAACGGCAAGCCGUGCGCCCUCGGUGUUAGAAGAAGAAACUUCAGCCUGUCUGUGAUCUGUGGCGUACUGUUGCUGUCGGCUGCCGUGUACUUUGUAGCGCAGGUCGUGUUUCCCUACGCCAUCAUUCGGUCCGAACAAGGGGAGCACCACGACUAUGUAAACCCGCUGUUAAAGUUACCGAACUGGCUCGACAACGUUAACGACAAGAAUGGCACGAAGAACAAGCCAACGCCGACAAACGUUUCCUUACAGGCGGCACAGGCGACACAGGCAGUAAAAAUGACACAGGGAGGUGGAAUAGUGGUGGAGAAUAAGUUACAGAUAGACAGCAGCGACAAGAACAACAACCCGGAAGUAAAAAUGGACACUCCUGCACACCUUUACGUGUUGUCGAAAGAGGAGGCCGAUAAAACCGGAGCCUAUUGUCUGGACGGUUCUCCACCGGCGUACUACUUCAGAAAAGGCAGUGGUACUGGGCAGAAAUCGUGGAUUGUUUGGUUGGAGGGAGGCGGCGCAUGCGUCAAUCUCACCAGCUGCUACCAGCGAAGUUUUACCAACCUUGGCUCCAGUAAGGGCCUGAACCAUCAGAAAACUCUUCAUGGCAUGUCGUCAGCAUCGAAAGACGUGAAUCCGGAUUUUUAUACCUGGAACGUCGCUUUGUUGGUCUACUGCGAUGGGUUUUUCUACGCAGGAAACAGGGAAGAUCCAGUGAAGCACAGCGGCAAGUCCCUGUACUUCAGGGGCCGCCGGAACCUUAACGCACUGAUUGACCGUCUGUUACAAACUGGACUGGGAGAAGCAGAACGAAUGAUCCUGGGCGGAGGAUCGGCGGGAGCAAUAGGGACGUACGCGGGUGCAGAUGACGUCAUAGCUCGCCUGCCCAGCUCGAUUGACGUGAAGAUCGUCCCGGACUCCGGCAUGUUCAUGGACCUCCCGGAUAGGGACGGGGUGUACUCGUUCAACGACUCCUACACGUCGGUCACGGAACUGCACAACGCGUCAGCGUCUGCGAACAAAGCAUGUCGGGAAGCUCAUCCCCAGGAUGAACAAUGGAAGUGCGGCUUCCCGGAAAACCUCGUUCCCUACGAGCCGGCCCCUGUCUUCAUGCUGAACUACCUGUACGACAAGGUGGCGCUGAAGGACGUCGUCAGAACCACCUGCCGUCCUGAUCAGUGUACGGGGAAAGACAUGGCCGCUGUGCAGAACUACCGAACGACUCUGUUACAGGUCGCCCAGUCGGAGCUUACCGAAAAAGAUGGCGCCUUCCUCAUCACGUGUUUCGCCCAUGGCUUUGGCAAUGACCACGCCUGGACAGAGUUCACGGUCAACAACAAGACGGUCCGGCAGGCUGUGGGUGACUGGUACUUCGGUAGGAGUAAAGACAACGUCAAUGUCGAUACGGGGCCAGACCUGAACCCUACAUGCAGGAAUUACUUGAGCAAGGACACAGAGAUUCAGAGCCUGUGGGACUAGAAUGUCAAGGCUUGUUGUUUGAUUUUUCGUCUGAAAUGACUACACUUUUAGCUAUGCAAAUACUAAGCAAUAACGCUACUUUAAAGAUAUGUCAUUUUCUUCGAUUUCAGCCAUGUGUCUUGCCUAAAGGACCCAUAAGUGAUACACAGUGUUACUUGAAUAGUUGAAUUAUUAGUUUUUUAAGGUUAGAACCUUUAAUUCAAUAUGUACAUUACCAAGCUAUUUCAUUUGCAUUCAAGGGGGUAAGUGGUAUUGCUUUUGUUGCAAACGUUAGCGUGCAAUAAACUUCCUAGUAGCGUUCUGCCAAAUCCAUGCCCGAUCUCGCCUUGCCCGUACACGCGCGCCAUCUACCGAUUCAUAUGAUUUAUGAAAAUGUCAUCAUGGAAAGUGGUGGGAAUGAGCACUAGUAAACUAAUAUCGUUUAAUCAAGGAACCUCCUUGGUUUAAUAAAUGGACAAAUAUGACAGAUUUUGCUUUGAUCAAUGCCUAAAAAUCAUUCAUACAAACUCGAUCAGACGUUUCCUGUUGAAUGUUGAAUGUUGGAUGUAAGGCCUGACAUUAAUGGUUUUAUGCAACCUCGGCCAAUGUCUUGCAGUACGUAAGUUGAUCGCAUGAUGUCGCUGUGUAUACAUGUACGGCCAUACAUGGUUUCGGCCCU